CGCGUCUCAAGCUACCUGUAUUAUUCCACCUUCUCAAGGAAUAUACCUCGCAAUUCGGACGAGAGUAGGCCUACCCAAACUUCCAUGUACAACUCGAAGCUCAUACGCCCGCAGCCAUCAACAUGUCUUCGCCUCCCGCACUGCCCAACCUCGCCCAUCCACACCAUCGGUCGCUCAUGGACCGUGUACCCACGGAGGUCCUGGAGGACAUACUUCUCCGCGCAUGCGCCGACAUACCGCUGACUCUGCCCCCUUCGGAUUGCCACGGCUCUGCGUAUCCGGCGCCCCCGUUUGCUGCACUAGCCCUCAGUUGGGUGUGUCGGCGGUGGAAAGCCAUCACGCUCGCCAAGGAGGAAUUCUGGACGCCGCCCGUCAUCGAGAUCGUCCUCUCCGCCUACGAGUCAAAGUACCGCGACCCCAUGGCUGAUCCCGAGCAGGAUAUCUGGGACGGCGAGGCGAAGGUCCGCGAGCGCCUCGACAAGCACGCGCGGUCGGUCGCGAAAGCAGUGGCCGUCCUCCGCUGCUACCUCGAGCGCUCCAAGUCGACGCCGCUGCCGUACGUCAAGCUCUGCUGCCCCAUGAACGACGAGGCGCGGUCGACUUGGGAGACCAGCGUCGGCGACAUCGUGCGCGUGCUGGCGCCGACUCUCCCGCGCUGGAAGCGCUGCCUGCUGCCGCCCGUCUUGGCGAACAAUCUGGCUGCGCUCGCACAGGGCGCUCAACCUCUCCUCAUCGAGCGUGUCGAAAUCGGAUACACCAUGCACGAGUUCCUUCACGUCUACUGCGAUGUCUUCGCGCACGCACCCCGCCUCCGCUCGUACGAGGGCCCCAUCGACCCCGGCGUCGUCCUCCCCUGGGCGCAGCUCACCGACCUCACCGUCACCACGUUCGCGCGCAUCUCGGACGUGCUCGUCGUCAUGCGGCGCUGUCUGAGCCUCGUCGCCCUCAGCGUCUGCGCCUGCGAGGACGAGCGCUUCAUGCCGCCCGUCCGGCUCGAUGUCCCGCUGCCGCACCUGCGCGUCCUGCGCGCGUACAUCACGAAGGGGCCGGUGCUGUCGCGCAUCUUCUCGUGCAUUACUGCGCCCGAGCUGCAGGAGCUAGAGGUCGUUGGGAAAGGCGCCACCGCGCCCUUCGCCCACCUGCACGAUGCGGCGGGCAGCGUGAACAUGCACUGGCCAAAGGACGCCUUCGCGGAGAUGCUGCGCCGGUCGGAGUCGCAGGCCAUGAUUGGGUCCAAGCAGUACACCAUCCGCAUACUGCGCCUCAAACACCUCUACCUCCCAAAAUCGCACAUCCCCGCCCUCCUCGAGCAGCUCCCCCACCUGCACGAGCUCGUGCUCUGGAAGACGUGCUAUCUGGAGAUACGGGCCAGUGAGAAGAGUCGACGUGGUAGCGGGGAGAGCCACCGAUCUGAAAAACGGGAGAAGAAUCACCAUGUGCUGGCACUCGACAACACCACUAGUUAACUUGGCCUGCCGGCAUGUACGAGACCUGCGAGUGCGCGGCCAGCUGCAUUUCAGAUAAUGUCGAGUUCGGAAGAAGCUGUCCGUGCGCAUUUAUCCACAUAUGGU
Schizophyllum commune H4-8 is the source of this 1571-nucleotide messenger RNA. RefSeq lists its product as uncharacterized. The transcript has a single exon. The record is from RefSeq and is a predicted model, not a curated record. NCBI's taxonomy places the organism in Eukaryota, Fungi, Basidiomycota, Agaricomycetes, Agaricales, Schizophyllaceae. The coding region runs from base 123 to 1466 and encodes 447 amino acids.